Rhodamnia argentea is the source of this 2006-nucleotide messenger RNA. RefSeq names its product coiled-coil domain-containing protein 22 homolog. Gene Ontology annotation, molecular function: cullin family protein binding. The transcript is spliced from 6 exons. Bases 70 to 1725 code for a protein of 551 amino acids. Lineage: Eukaryota; Viridiplantae; Streptophyta; Magnoliopsida; Myrtales; Myrtaceae. The record is from RefSeq and is a predicted model, not a curated record. Gene Ontology annotation, biological process: positive regulation of ubiquitin-dependent protein catabolic process.
GCUUGUUAAAAUCGUUCUCGUGACUCGUGAGUCGUCAGUAUUCCCAGGAAGCGAGCCAGAACAGCAGAAAUGGAAUCAUCGACGCACAACCACAAGCUUUUGAGCUCGCUCCGAAGCUUCGGAGUCUCGAUUCCGGACGAGGUCGAUGCAAUCAAGGAUCUCGAGCCGGAAGGUCUGGUCUCCAUCUGUGCCCGGUGCCUGAACCUCGUUUAUCGCAAUCCGUCGCGGUUUCCGUCUUCUCUGCCGGAGUCAGUGGCCGAUAAGUUCAGGAUCUGCAGAGAGAUGGCCUCUGCAGUCCAGAAUCUCGGUUUCAUCGGGGACAUCGGCUUCCACAAGUCACGCUUAGAACCGGAAUGUAUCUGUUGCUUGUGCUUACGGCAGUUUCUUUAUCCAUCUGAAGAGGACAUGUAUGAGUUGAUAAGGCUCUUGGUGGGGAGGUUGUCCGAGUCGGUUGUAGUUGGAGAAGCAAAUGAUGUGAGUUAUGUUGAUUCGAAAGACAAGGAAGAAGAUUGGUCUAGACAUGCAGCAAGAGACAGGAUAGGGAAGGUUUACAAUGACAGAGAGCGACUAAAUUGGUGGAGAGCCGGAGACAUGUUGAGGGAGCUUAGGCUAAAUGCUGAAGGGCCAAAGUCAUCAUGUGCUACUGGUACAGGUUCAGGUAAUACUACUGUGAAUAAUAUGAGCUGGCAGGAGCCUAUUAAGGAAUCUGGGCUGUCAAAUGUUAAUGCAUUUGGAAUCACAGACAAUGCAGCUGAUGCAAAUGAUCAACUUCUCGAAGGAAAUGCAACGGCACGAGAGAAUCAGUCCUCUGAGACAAGAUGCUCGGUAGAAGAAGUUCAGCUUAGAGAAAGGGAGCUCAUGGAGGAGGCGAAAUAUGGGAGUUCAGAAGUGACAGACCUUGAGGAUGAAUUGGAGUUACUGAAGGGCGCAGCAGAAAUGGCCUUUGACAAAAAUCAUCCAACUGAUUUCUUCCUCGAGAAACUUAAUGGUCAAAUUGAUGCUAGGAAGAGGAAUCUUCUCGAACUGGAGUUAGAGUGGAAUGCUUUGGAGUUGACUCUAAAGGAGAAGAAGAGAAGUCUUGAAGAGUCAUUAUAUGCCACCAAGCCAGAGUUUCAAGAGAAGUUCCAAAAACUGAAAGAAGUUGAGCUAGAAGUGGAUUCCAUUUCAUCUGAAAUGCGAAAGAGGGAAGAAGAGUGUUCAGAGCUUUCUGCUAGUCUCAAGAAAAAACCUGAACAAGAAUCUAGGACGUCCUACAUUCAUCGGAUAAAAGAGAUCACAAAGAACAGUCGUAAACAACAUGCGGAUGUGGAACGCAUCCUAAAAGAGACGAGGGAACUCCAGUUAGAAAGUAAUUCCGUUCAGGAGCGUCUUCAUCGAACUUACGCUGUUUUAGAUGAAACCGUGUUCAGGUACAACAUCCUCAUCCUUGCAAUUCAAUUAGAAGGAAGUGCGCUAAUGUUCAUGUGUAUUAUCCAUGUUAGAGAAGCGAAGAAAGAUCAAGUUGGACGUCAGGCUUACAGGCUUCUUACCAGCAUUCAUGAAAGCUUUGAACAGAUCUUUGAGAAAAUAUUGUCCGCCAAUCGAGUCCAGAGAGAAAUUGCAGAAAAUGAGAAGAAGCUCGCGUUUAUGGCCUCACGGAGUCUAAACAUCGAGAGACUACAAGCCGACCUUGAUGCCAUCAUCAAGGAGAAUGAACGUUUGGAGCAGUGUCUAGAAAUGAACUGAGCAAGGAAAACCGUCAGGCCGAAUCUUUCGGCUUUCUGUAAAGGAGCCUUAGUUCGAGAUUAGAUCCUCAGUUGAAUGUUCAAUGACACCGCGUUAAAGAUAGACAGUAGUCGAAAAGCAUAUAGCACCCACAAAAAAGGAUAUUUUAAUCUGUGUACUUAGUGUAAUAUCUGUUUUUCAGUGAAAGACGCAUGAACUGAUGCAGAGAUUACCAAGUGUUGUAAAGAUUUUUCCCAAGAAAAAGGUGAGUAAUAGAGAGAUGCAAAAUCUUUCCACCGUUC